UAAUUCUCUUCUAUGUAUGUUUUGUUUCUCUUUCUGUAGGAUUGACAGCUAUAAACUAGAGUAUCAGAGGAGCAAUAUACUGAUAAAGGAAAGUGUGUAUGUGUGUGCGUGUCCAUUCAUUGCCGGAAGAUGUCUGCUCUUUCUAAUUAUGCCUUGCGGAUGGCCCGCUUGAGUGCCCGGAUAUUUGGAGAAGUUGUCAGGCCAACAGACAGUAAGUCCAUGAAAGUAGUGAAGCUGUUCAGUGAGCAGCCUCUUGCCAAACGGAAGGAGGUCUACGAUUGGUAUCCCCCUCACAACACUUACUUCGCGCUAAUGAAGAAACUCCGCUUCUUUGGCCUCUACAGAGAUGAACAUCAAGAUUUUAAGGAAGAGAUGAGACGACUGAAGAAGCUCCGUGGUAAAGGAAAGCCCAAGAAAGGAGAAGGAAAGAGAGCUACCAAGAAGAAAUAAUGCUACUUUGGAAAUUCAAUAGACUACUUUGGAAAUGUCAGAGCAAAAGCAACCCUAGUCCUUUGUUCCCAGCCAGGAGGUGGCUUUGUAUGCAGCUGAGUUAAUAGCUGCAAGGGAAGGGGCAUAAGCAGUCUCCUGGUUAUUAAACUCUGACUUGAACUCUGUUUUAACUAGGUCUCUCUGAGCGCUCAAGAGUUGGAGGGAUGAUUUUUUUCACCAGUAACUGUAUGUAUGGAAAUAAUUCAGUAUGUACCAGCACCCAUGGUGGUGAUGAUUUUGGGGUUUCAGUUGCUAUGCCUUUCUACCUGAGUCCAUAAUAAAAAAAAAAAACUGGACUACAUAUUUGCCA
Molecule: messenger RNA, 799 nt
Organism: Pelodiscus sinensis (Chinese soft-shelled turtle)
Lineage: Eukaryota; Metazoa; Chordata; Testudines; Trionychidae
Source: RefSeq, a predicted model, not a curated record